Lytechinus pictus (painted urchin) is the source of this 13743-nucleotide messenger RNA. RefSeq names its product helicase SRCAP-like. Lineage: Eukaryota; Metazoa; Echinodermata; Echinoidea; Temnopleuroida; Toxopneustidae. The transcript is spliced from 34 exons. Gene Ontology annotation, biological process: chromatin remodeling. Bases 287 to 10870 code for a protein of 3527 amino acids. Gene Ontology annotation, molecular function: histone binding; ATP-dependent chromatin remodeler activity; ATP hydrolysis activity. The record is from RefSeq and is a predicted model, not a curated record. Gene Ontology annotation, cellular component: Swr1 complex.
GUGCCGCUCCCGUGUUCGAAAUCGACCAAUCGAGGCGACCCACGAUCAGAUCAUUUGCAUAAGGGUAAUUCGCCAUUGCUACUCGAGAUCGAACAAGGCCACGACGCUCGUCUCGGAACAUCUAUAACUUCUAAUUUCUUCUUUAAUCUCAAUAAGAGAGGCUACCAAAAUGGUUUCAGAUCAUCCCUAGGAACAGUACCUCGCUGGAUGGAGGGUCUUAGCCCGUGGAUGGGCUACUUUUCUUGGCGAUUUUCAUCGCUGGGAUACAGGGCUAUAAGUAGGGACAAUGCAAAGAGGGGGAAGAUUGGGUCAUUGCAUACCAUCUAGUGAAGUCCAGCCAGGACAAGAACCUUGCCUUGAUUCUUCCACCCAACUCCAGAAAAUUGUCAAUGAAACGGUGCUACAUCAAGAGCGUUCUGCUGGCCCACAAAGACAAAUCGAUCCUGUUAGGUACUCCAACCUUUCUCCAAGGGCAGUCAACCAAACUGGGGAAGUGUUAUUUGGAGGUAGUCCGUCAGUUCAUGCAGUUGAAGUCCAUGGUCAACACCUACAGGUUGUGGCUCCAGAGCUCAUCUCAGUUGCAGAUUACUUGGCCCAUUCAGCUGCUACUAGAUCCAUUGGAGCAUCACAGAGGCAGCUUGUACAACCUGACAGGGGUUCAUUGGCAUUUUCUGGUGAAACAAUCUACCAUACACCCAGUGGUCCUCCCUCCGUGGAUUCUGUAGUCCAAUCAGCAUUCCCAGGUAGUGGCCUGUGGUCAGGUUGCUCCCCUGGUUUACACGGGGCCAGUCCUACGACAUCAUCCCUUCCCUUCAGCCCUUCACGGACAAACCCUUUUCAUUCCAGUCUUACUAAACCCGUCAAAUUAAACAUGAGUGCAUCAAUCACCAAUCAACCACCCUCUGAGGUGGUUGACCUCCGACGAAAAACUCUUGAAGAAAAGAGAAAGACAUUGAAAGAAGUGCAAAACUCUUAUGUGGAUAAACUCACAGAGUUGUAUUUCCUUCAGCAAAGCCACAACAUGAUGGACUAUGUGAUAUGGAAGAAGAAGCAACCAGAUCCUCACUUGGCAUCGUAUUUGAAAAAUAGACAGCUUGAAGAGCGUCCUUUCCAGGACCUUAAUACUGAGGUUAAAACCGGUACAGCAUCCAGUAGCAAAGCCUCUCUCAUCACUCUGGCAACUACAUCUGCCCAGGAGGCGGCACCCCAACUGAAGAAACGCAGCGAUGGGGAUGAUAGCAGCCGGAAAGGUCAGUUAGGAUCAUCAGGAGGAUUGUCUGCAGCUUUGGCCAGUGAAUCUAGGAAACGCAGCAGCAGUCAGGCAGGUCUUGACGAGGCUGGCGAAGGGCACUCUGUUAAACUCAAAGUUGGUGGGUCAGAAGUGUCCACUAAGAGUGAAUCAUCCUCUAUAGCUUCAUCAAGAGCAUUGCCUUCAAUAACUGUGAUCCCUGCUACACCAACACCUGGUAACAUGUCUGGUAUUGAGGAAGCACCAUUGGCCACUAAGAUAACUGCUGAUACUGUUGAUGUCAAAGGUUCAGUUGGUCUUGCUUCGCCCAUGCGUCGCAAUGUAAGUGCUCCAUCAUCAUUAGGUCAGAUGACGAGUAAAAGCCUGGUCAAAUCUCACCUUCCUACUGGGUUAUCAAGAGAAAGGCAAGGAACCAGACAAGGAGCCCUCUCAGCAGUCUAUGACUACACUAUCGGUUCGCAAGAAAUGAUAGUAGAAAGGGCAAAACAGGAAGCCCAGGUGAUGCAGAGAAUAGCAGAGUUAAGAAGGGAUGGGCUGUGGUCAGCUAAGCGUCUUCCAAGAGUCCAGGAGCCUCCGAGGCACAAGUCACAUUGGGAUUACCUACUAGAAGAGAUGCAAUGGCUUGCUACAGAUUUUGCUCAGGAGAGAAGAUGGAAGAAAAAUGCUGCUAGAAAGCUGGCUCGAGCUGUAGCUAAACAUCACCAGGAGCAAGAGGCUAAGGAAAUGAAAGCUGGCAAGGAGGAGGUGCAGAAACUGAAGAGGAUAGCAGGGAACAUUGCCAAAGAAAUCAAAGCAUUUUGGGCUAAUAUUGAAAAGGUUGUGCAAUAUAAACAGCAGAGUAGGUUAGACGAGCGAAGGAAGAAGGCAUUGGAUCUUCAGCUGGAUUUCAUCGUUGGUCAGACUGAGAAGUAUUCAUCAUGGUUGACUGAAGGACUUAAUACCAGCACUGCAGGAUCGUCCGCUCAGGGAUCCUCAGUGUCGAGUCCCAGGUCUGAUCGCAUGGCAGAUGAUGUGGAAUUUGAACCUCGGGGAGAUGACAGUGAUGAUGACGAGGAGACGAUAGACGUUGAGGAGAAGCAGGCUGCCAAGGCAGGUGAGGUUUCUGGUGUGAGUGAGAUUGAACAGCUGCAGAGGGAAAGUGAGCUUCCAAUAGAAGAAUUGCUGAGCUCUCUACAGGAGGCACAGAAGGAGGAAGAGAAGAAGAGCUCAGGGAAAAAGGCGGAAGAGGACCCUUCCAAGAAACGGGAAGGGACACAGUCUACUGCCUCUCUGAAAGAAGUGACUGCACCUGAAUCAAAGAUCACAGAGAGUACAGAUGACAAAGACUUUGAAUUAUCAGCAGAUGAAGACGAUGAAUUUGAUGAUGAUGAGAAGACCCUUGAUGAGCAAGAAGAAAAGGAAGGUGAUAUUGAUCACAAGGCUGAACUGAAUGAUCUAGCUGCUGAUGGGGAAAUCCCAAUUGAAGAACUUUUGAAGCAAUACCAAGGAGCUUACGCUGAGGACUUUGAUUUCUCUGAUGCAGAUGAAGAUGAGGAGAGUGAGGAAGAUGAAGAGUCAUCACAAGAAUCCUCAUCUGAAGAUGAAGAGGUAGAUGAGGAGGAUGCUGAACAGGACCAGGAUGAGCUCAAGGAUGUUGGAAUGGAAUACCUCAUCAACCCUGAAAAAGAAAAUGUAGACCUUGAAGCAAAACCAUCACAGGGAACAUCUGAAGAAGCUGGUCCAAACAGGGAGAUCACAGACAUUGCUGCUGCUGCUCAGAGUUUACAGCCAACAGGAUAUACUCUCCUAGAUACAGAGGUUAAAACCAAAGUGCCCUUCUUGCUUCGUCACACCCUACGUGAAUACCAGCAUAUAGGACUGGACUGGUUGGUGACCAUGCUGGAGAAGAAACUCAAUGGUAUCCUGGCAGAUGAGAUGGGUUUGGGCAAGACUAUCCAAACCAUUGCAUUAUUAAGCCAUCUUGCCUGUGAAGAAGCUUGUUGGGGACCUCAUCUUAUAGUUGUGCCUACUAGUGUGAUGCUCAAUUGGGAGAUGGAAUUCAAGAAAUGGUGUCCAGGCUUCAAGAUCCUCACAUACUUUGGUAGCCAGAAAGAGAGGAAGUUAAAGAGAACAGGUUGGACCAAAUCAAAUGCCUUUCAUAUCUGCAUUACAUCUUACAAGUUAGUCAUUCAGGACCACCAGUCAUUCCGAAGGAAAAAAUGGAAGUAUCUGGUUCUUGAUGAGGCCCAGAACAUCAAAAACUUCAAGUCUCAGAGAUGGCAGACGUUGCUCAACUUCAGCAGUCAGCGUAGACUCCUCCUGACAGGCACACCCUUGCAGAACAACCUGAUGGAGCUAUGGUCUCUCAUGCAUUUCCUUAUGCCUCAUGUCUUCCAGUCCCAUAGAGAGUUCAAGGAAUGGUUCUCCAAUCCCCUAGGAGGUAUGAUUGAAGGAACGCAAGAGUACAACGAAGGAAUUAUACGCAGGUUGCACAAGGUGUUGAGACCAUUCUUAUUACGCAGACUGAAAAGUCAAGUAGAGAAGCAGCUUCCUCAGAAGUAUGAGCAUGUGAUCCGUUGUAGGCUAUCCAAGAGACAGAGGUAUCUCUAUGAUGAUUUCAUGGCCCAAACAAAAACCAAAGAAACCCUCAGCACUGGUCACUUCAUGAGUGUGAUCAAUGUUCUGAUGCAGCUGCGUAAGGUAUGCAACCAUCCAGAUCUGUUUGAAGAGAGACCAAUAGUUUCACCAUUUACCAUGAUUGGCAUCCUCUACUAUACAGCUUCACUGGUCCACAGAGCCAUGGAGUACAACCCACUCAAGCAAGUAAGCCUACAAGCAUUGAACCUGUGCAUCGCAGACUUGGAGAUCUCAAUGCCUGCCUAUGCGGCCCAUAGGACCUGCCAGCUUCAGACACCAAGAAAGCUGAUUGAGGAGAUAGACAGUGCUCCUGAACCACCAUCAAGACCUCCCAAGGUCAAGGUCAAACCAGGAAAGCUCUAUCCAUCACCCAUGGCUCUACAGGCUCAGAAAGAAGCAAGAGCUAGUCCGUCCUUAGUGAAUCGUCCCAGUGACCGAGCUUCUCCAUCAGCUCUUCAUAUACACGGGCGUGGUUCCCCAUCGAUGGUGAGGGUGGCUUCUCCAAGUAGCAAAGGAACACCAGGGUCAUCUGGGGUAACUCAAGUCCUUGUUAGGUCAAGCUCAGGGGUCACUUUGCAACCAAGAGCAUCAACACCAUCACAAGGUACUCCUCAGAUCCUACAGGGACGUCCUGGUACGCCUCCUGUCUCGCUGACAGCUAUCAGCAACCCCAGGUCACCGGGUACCCUAACAUUGGUUUCCCAGAGCCCUCAGCCUGUACCCAGCGGUACACCCCUGCAGCAGCUGCCUGGGUACACUGGAACUGUCAGUGGGAAUGUGAGUUCUCUUGGUCAGCGCAGGGUGCUGUUACAGCAACAGCAGGUGAGUGGAGCUGGUACAAAUGGUCGAGCUUCCCUAAUCACUACACAACCCAUCACGGUACAGCUACAAUCAGGUUCAACGAACUCAGCACAGCAAACGGGUCAGAGAUUACUGGCAGGCCAAAUACGACAACUUCCGCAAGGCGGUAUCGUCCAAAUCAUUCAAACAUCAGGAGGACAGCAGAUCAUCCGGCCAGCCGUCCAGCUUACGAGCCAAGCUAACCUUGUUAAUGCGCAGCGUUCAUCAAACUCCCCAACCCUGGCUGCACAGAGACAAGGCACUCCACAAAUGGUUCUGUCACACACCGCUGCCCAGCUCCAAGCUGCUCAGCAAUUGCACCAGUCCAUUCAAAGACAGUUGACGGCACAGGGUGUAAGCCCUAGCCAGGCUCAGGCUGUAGCCUCACAACUUUCAAAGGUCACUGCUGGUCAGUCUCCUCUGCAACUGCAGCAAAGACAGAUAGUUCUGCAGCAGCAGCAACAGCCGCAACAAGUUGUGAUCAAUGCCAAAGGAGCGAGUGUGCACACAACACCAGCAACACAAACUGUCACAUGUGCGAGCUCGUCAUCAAGGCCCAGCAGUCCAUCUAUUACCAUAGUUCAGGCAGCGAGGAAUGUCAAUGCCUCAAGCCCUGUGUCGGGAGUUAUCAAGACAUCAAGUCCUACCACAAAGACUGUUACAGUGCCCUUGGCCUCUGAGAAAGCAACAAAUGCUGCUAAGAUGGUUGGGGCUUCAAGUCCGGCCGUGAAGACAACUAUGGCUGGUGUGUCUCCUAGAGUGUCAACAGGAAAGGAGGAGUCAAAAGAAUCAAAAGAAGCAGCUGAGAAACUCAAGAAAGCAGAAAGAAAAAGAAAAUCAUCACCACUCUAUCUGGAAUCACUUGACAAAGCUAGAGCGGAUGAGCGUAAGGCAUGCCUCUCCCGUAUUGCCUCCUUCAAUCAGCAACGCUGCAAUGCCAAACCAGUGUACGGUCAAGACCUCUUCACAGCCGUGUCUCUCUACCAUACCUCUAAACCUGCUGGUAAGAGAAGACCCUUCAGCAAUGGGGUGGGUAACAUCCACUGCUAUCACUCGCUGGUAGGAGAUGCCCUGAGGAGAGUGGAGGUAGCCUAUAAGAAGACCAGGAAUCUCAGGAAUAUCCUCCACUCUCCAGAAGACUACCUUGAGGAACUACAGCAGAUCAUCAAGAGGUACACCUUUGUGGUUCCACGUGUUUCAGCACCACUCAUCACCAUGCACACCUCGCAUACACCACCUUCAUUGCUGAAUAAAGAGAGGAGUUUGAUAGACACACUAACGGCAGAGGUCAAACCUAGGUCUUGGUGUCUACAUCCUAUAGAGAAUCUAAUGAGACUAGACAUGCCUGAACUAAGACUCAUUCAAUAUGAUUGUGGUAAACUGCAGACUCUGGAUGUGUUACUGAGGAAGCUGAAGGCGGAGACUUCCAGGGUUCUCAUCUUUACCCAAAUGACCAAGAUGCUGGACGUCUUAGAAAGGUUUCUCAACUUCCAUGGUCAUAUCUACCUCAGGCUGGAUGGUACAACUAAAGUUGAGCAGAGACAGAUUAUGAUGGAGAGAUUCAACAAGGAUCCUCGUAUCUUCUGCUUCAUCUUGUCAACACGAAGUGGUGGUAUGGGUGUCAAUCUGACUGGUGCCAAUGCAGUGGUCUUCUAUGAUAGUGAUUGGAAUCCUACCAUGGAUGCUCAGGCUCAGGACAGGUGUCACCGCAUCGGUCAGACGAGGGACGUCCAUAUAUACAGAUUGAUAAGUGAGAUGUCUAUUGAAGAGAAUAUCCUGAAGAAGUCUAAUCAGAAGAGGCUGCUCAUUGAUGUCUCCAUUGAAGGAGGAAACUUUACCACUGCUUUCUUCAAGAAGCAUACUAUCAAGGAUAUCUUUGAUGUGUCUAAGAGUGCUGGAUCUCUUGAAGACCUGGUAGAAGUUGAGAAGCCAGUGCACGUGGAACAACCUAAGGAAUCUCAACAACCUGAGCAAGAUGCCAAGGCAGCUGAUCCUCUCUCCCAGUCAGAGUUGGAAAAGGCCUUAGCCCGAGCAGAGGACGACACCGACGUGAAGGCUGCAUCCAGGGCACAUGCCGAGCAGGAUGCUGAGCUGGCUGAAUUUGAUGAGAGCAUCCCAUAUGAGGGAGAGGAAGGCAAAGGCAAGGAGGAGUCAUCCAAGUUGGAGAUGGAGCUAGCACAACUCAAUGAACAGCUGACACCUAUUGAACGGUAUGCUGUUGUUUAUUUGGAAGAAACUCUUGAACCUAUCACAGCUGAGGAGCUCAAAGAAGCAGAGGAGCAAGUAGAGGCUGCAAAGAGAGAAUGGGAACUUGGUAGACUGCAAGCCUUGAAAGAACAGGAGGAGCGCGAGGCAGAACUGGAAGAGGAUGAAGUCCUCUACACAUACUCCAGAGAGGACUCAGAAAAUAAGGUGCAUAAGAAUUCUAAAAAUGUAAAGCGUAAGGAAAAAUCCAGAGGGACUGUUGAGAAAAGUGUCCGGGAUACCCGGCAGAGUCGUAGUGAUAGUAGAGAGAAGAGUCGUAGGAUAAGUGGGAGCAGGGAGGGUAGUAGGGCCAGCAGUAGGGCCAGUAGUAGAGCUGGCUCUCCACCAUCAAUUGAAAGGCAGUCAAGAAGAGUGCGAAGUAGGGCCAGUAGUGGGGCAUCAGGUACUGAUGGGGACUUGUCUCGGAGGACAAGGAGUAGGACUAGUAGUGAAAGUGGGUCAGAUAGGUUGCCUUCUCCUAGGGGUGGUGACAGGGCUAUGCGAAUGGCUGAAAGGGACAAGAGACGGGACACUAGUCAUAAAGACCCUCCUCGCAAAAUUGGUAGGCCAAGGAUUAGGAGCUCGGAAAGGAGUCCUGAAAGGGUGUUGCCUAAAAGGAAAUCCAGCAGUUCAGAGUCAGGAACAGAGAGCAAAGGUAAAUCACGUAGCUCUGAUAGGGGUUCAGUUUUUAGCAAUGGGGACAGUCGUAAAACCAGGUCUGGGAGGAGCCAUAGAAAUGUGUCUCUACCAGAGGGAAGCACUGUGAGUGGAACCCUAGAACCUGUUGUUGAAACUCGGAUGGCGAUAGAUGAUGAAGAUGAAUCUUGUGAGCAGAUUAAUCAUUUAGUUAGGCAGUCACAGGACAACCUGCACGCAGAAUACAUGAAGAAUGCACCAGAGAAGAGAACUCGAAAUAUCUUUGACAUUGUGGAUACAACCAUGAGAAUUAAAGAUAAGAUCCGAGAUGCCAUUCGCCCAGCUUCUGAAAGCAGGACAGUUGGUAAUGUUCUGGAGAAAAUCAAUACUAAAAAUCUCUUUGCCGACUUGGCGAAGAAGUUCAAGAAGAAAAGUGUGCCAGAGAAAUCUUUGCCAACUCACGAGGAAGAUGCAAGUGAAAGAUCAAAUUCAGAGACUUCUUCUGUUAAUCAUCAUCCAGUGAAUGAUACUUCAAAUGAAAUUGAACCAAGUACUGAAGAUGGACAGAAAAGAGACCAGGGAUCAUUAACAGAAAGGGAUGGUGAAGUAUUGAUGUUAGUAGAUUCUCAUAAAGAAAAAGAAUUAUUAGAAAAUGAAUGCAAAAGUGUGGAAACAACAGAUGAUAUUGAUGUAGACAAAGUGCAAAGUCCACCACCACCACCCUCUGUUGACAUUCAGGAAGACAGAGAUAUUAGGCAAUGUGGAAAUAAUAUAUCAGAUGUGGUUGAGCAUGAAAGAUCUCAGAUAAAUACUAACAUUUUCCCCAAAUCAAUUGAUCUACGGGAUAUUGUUUCAGAAUCUGUAGAAAUGACUGACAAGUCUGUGGAGUCCAAGAGUGAGGUUAUAGUGGACCAACAUUCUGGCAUUACCCCAAAAUCAGAUGAAUUACCAGAUGUGGUGGGUUCAGAAUCUGUGGAAAUUGCUGAUGUUGUGGAAUCUAAUUGUGAGAUUAUUCUUGACCAAGAAAUGACAGACAUUGAGAACAUUACUUCUGGAGCUGCAGCUGAAGUUAAACCUUUGUGUCCUACACCUUUGGCUGUAGAUCAGCCCUCGAGUCCUCCAUGUGCAGUCGUUGAGCAGCCCUCGAGUCCUCCAUGUGCAGUCGUUGAGCAGCCCUCGAGUCCUCCAUGUGCAGUCGUUGAGCAGCCCUCGAGUCCUCCAUGUGAAGUCGUUGAGCAGCCCUCGAGUCCUACACCUGUGUUAGUGGUUCAAACCUCAAGUCCUGCAGCUGUACAAGUGGACAAACCAUUAGAUACCACUUCUGCAGGUGUAGAUAAACCCUUGAUUCCUACAUCUGUAGGAGAAAGUAAACCAUCUGCAGCCAUAGAUCAACGGUUGAUUCUUAAUUCUGCAGUAGAAGAUAGACAGUUGAUUCCUACUGCAGCAGCUGUGGAUCAAUCCUUGAGCACUUCUCCUGUAACAGUAGAUAAACCAUUGAGUCCUAUUUCUGCGGCUGUUAGUGAACCUUCAAGUCCUACACCUGCUGCCAUAGAUCAACCAUUGAGUCCUACAUCUGCACAAGUAGAGCAAUGUUCGAGUCCUACACCUGCAACAAUAGAUAAAAUAUUUAGUUCUACUUCUGCAGUAAUAGAUAAACCCUCAAGUAGUACUGUUUCGACAGUUGAUCAAUCCUCAAGUUCUGCUCUUGCCACAGUAGUAGUUGAUACUUCCCAUGCAGACAAAGACAAACCCUUGAAUCUUUCUGCUGUGGAAGGAGAUCGUUCUUCAACUCGUACUUCUGCGAUGGAAGAUCAACCCUCAAGUCCUUUGAAAGCUGUAGAUAUACCAUCGAGUCCACUUGUUUUAGAUAAACUCUCAAGUCCUUCACAAGCAUUUAUAUUUCAAUCAAAAGAGGCUUGUGGCGUCAUGGAUGAGGAGAUCAAUGCUUUCCAGGAUACUGACAGGAAGAAGGUUGUAGAUGAUGCACCAGUCAUAACUGAGGUUAAUGUUCUGGUAAAAGAGUUAACUUUAUUGGUUGAAGAAAAUAUUGAGGAAAAUACUAUGGUAGAUCAAACCUUGUACAUUGAAAAUGAAAAUCCUGAUGUUGAAUUCGCCCCAUCUAAAAACGAUAAAGAUUUAACAACUCAGCAUAUGGAUGAAGUAGAGGUUUACACAGGCAAUGAGAAACUUGAUGAAGCUAUGACCACGGAAGCCCCAUGUGAAUCUUACAAUGACAUUGAGCAAGUGACUUCAUUAGCUGAUGACACUUUACAAGCAAGUGAAUUGUUGAAAGAGGUUGAACCUCCGAAAGAAGAAGCACCCAUGCCUCUCAUUUCUCCAGAAUCCCAUGUCUGUGCUGAAAAGACAGAACUGACACAACCUCUAGAGGAAUUACCUGAAGUGGUUGUAUCUAAUCCUGAUCCAAUAGAUGAUAGCAGUCUUACACUCAUCACUGCCAUUGAUACUAGUGUUUCCCAUGAGCAAGACAUAGACGAUAGCUCUGGGGAUCAUUUAGAAAUUAAUAUUGCCAAAGCUGAAAAGCAUGAUGACCAAGAUAGCAAAGAUGUCAUGGAAGUGGACACCGAACAGGUUCAAAAAGAGAUGGACAUUGUUGAAAAUAAGCAUAAAGAUGGGUCUAAUGAAAACCUUGCUGAGAAGAAUUCAAAACUACAGGGUGAUGUGGAUAAAGAACAAAGUUAUAUUGGUCAAGAACAGGAUUUGAAAGACAAUGAAGGAGCUAUUAUCAGUGGAGCUAAUGUACCAAGUACUGAAUCAAUUGAUGAAAAAGUUCCACAUCUAGACCUGAGUGAAAUCAAUAAAGAUGAGGAUGCAGGUCCUCAAGAUAAUGCGACUGAUUCAGUUAUUUCAGAUAAGGAUGAUUCUUCAAGUAAAGUAGACAAUGAUGAUGGGAGUGAUGCAGAAAGCAUCGAGUUACCAUCUCCUCCCAAGCCUACAAGGAGAGUACGGGAGAUCUUGAACUUGGCUCUUCCUGGCGAGAAGCCAGUGAACCUUGACAUAGAUCGCCCAUCAGCUCGGACCAGGUCCCAGAAUACUGGUGAUACUGUUCGGACCAGGUCUCGGGUGAAGCCUUCAUCCUCUCCUAACAUAGGGAGUGUUCUAACCCCUUUGCGUGCUAGUCCACGAUCAUCAGGAGGAAAGGCCAGCACUAAGAAGAGCCUUGAAUCAUCUGGGGUAGGGGCAAAGCGCUCUCCGAGACUAGGUAACUCCGAUCCAGGUGUCCAUUCUCAUAAGAAGAGAACACUGCGAUCUACUAAUGUCAGUUGAUACUUGUGUAAAAUGUGCAUGGCCUUUUUUGGGUAACUUGCAUUGUAAUGCAGUUGUGCUGUUUGCAUGCCUUUCUGAUCCAUGACUUCAUUCUCUGCAGUUUGUCUGUCAUCGAAUUGCCAAAGACAAAUAGUUCCAACGUGAUAUGAACCGAAUCACAACAUCAAGAGGAGGUUUUUCAGUUUUCAACAAAUUGCAUUAUAAGAGACAAAUUACCAAUGGAUGGUAUUGGCAGUUUCAAGGCCACUUGCUUGUAUAAGCUGGUUUGAUCACAGAUUUUAUUCCACGAUUAUGCUCCAUAUAUCUAGCUGUUGAUUGUUCUCUGUAUCCUUAUAUACCAAAGGUACUGUCAGACUUUUAUCAUCUAGCUAAGGAAAAGGCAAUUUACCCCCCCCCCCCCCAAAAAAAAGCAAAUCCUUUCAAAGAAUAUAUUUUUAUUUUUAGCUGGUAUAAGUACAUUGCGAUGAAGUUGUCAUAGGUAAUUGCUUUAAAAAAGACCUGUCCUAUUGGUAUGUAAGCAUUCUUGACAUUUUUAGCACACCUAAUAUUGAUCAUCACAUUGAAUAAUUGAAGAUUCAACUUAAAGCUUGAAACAUACGAAUAUGUGAUGCUGCUUUAUAAUUGUAAUGCAUGUUCCAGACUUGCCAACCAUCCUGAUUUCUGAAAUUUCAUGUGGGAAAUCGCCAUAGAACCAUUCAUACUGCCAGUCAAUACAUCUCAAAUAGCCGAGUCCUGUUAAGUUGCUAAAACCCAGGAGCUUAGUAGGCCACCUGGAUCCCUGGCCAUUGGUUGUCCAGAUUUUGCACUUAUAGAUUUUUGGCAGGUAUGAAUUCUUUCCUCCAAUGACAAUGUUAAUAUCCUGCAGUUGACAAAGUCAUCCAAGCCAAGUAAUUGAAAACAGCCCCCCAUAUUUUUUGUAUAAUGUUAGAUAGCAUUUCAUAAUUUCAUUUGAAUUGCUCCAUAUGGUUUUCUCAAUCCUCACAAUAUUGUUAAGGCAGUUGAACUACUUAGUGAUCAUACUGAACUCUAAAAUUGUGUAAACCAUUUUAUAAUAUGGCAUAUAAAUGUCAAGACUUUCUAUACACUCACCAGUCUUAUCUAAAAAUAUAUACUCGGUAAUUAUAAAGCAGUCAUCUUAUGCUAAAGGCUGUUGGUAAAGUCUUGCAUGAACAAGUCCAAUGAUUUAGGCAACCUUGCAUUAAGUGAUUGUAUUACUAGGCGACUAUUGUACUCACUUAAUUAUUCCUUUUUUUUACUUCAAUCAAAUUUUGUCAGUAACGGCCUAUUCAGGAAUUGUUAGACUUUACGUGUGCAAGGUUAAAUGUAUGACACAUGUGCAGGGCUAGUUGGCAUAAAUUAGGUCUUUGCUAACAACCAUCAUGGCUGUCACAAAAAAUGCAUAUAUUACGCAGGCAAGGACAAAGCUUAACAUUUUAUGUGGGAGAACUUUGUUGUAGCGGUAGAUGAGCUUUAAGGAAAAAAAUAUAUUUUGCAAUUGUCAAUUGAUGGUCACUCUAGUCCAAAGUCUACUCCCUAUUUAUUGUGGUUUCUUGAGUAGUGGAUUCUGAUGUAUAUGCUGGUCCCUUUGUAUGUAUGGACUGUACAAACGGGAAUUUAAUUUCUUAUUUGCUUAAAGUGGCAAUUAAACAACUAUGGAUCAAAAUGAAACCAUGAAAAUUACAUUUGAGUAUGUUGAAGAGUUCUUAACAGAUUAUGAAUAUGUCUAUAGGCAAUAAUGUUUAACUUUACAACUAUGUGGCAAAAUGAUUAGUAUGGUGUGGUUUUCAUAAUUAUAAUUCCAUAUAUAGUUGUUUACAGCUCUAAAAAAAAGUCCAAACUGAACCUCCCCCCCCCCCCAGAAAAAAAAUCUUAAUGAUCUUGGUGAGAUAUUGUGUAGUACCUCAUCUUUGAUUUUUUUAAAUAUAUUGGGAAUGUAUUCAUUGAUGUGUUUUACAUGUAGCUGAAAAAGAAAAGUAAUUGUAUCUUGAAAAUUCUCUCAUAAUUCUAAUGUCCGUAGAUUUUGUAAAGCAGUCUGUUUCAAGCAAGGAAAACUCUCCGAUUCAUUUUACAUGUGAAAUUACACAAUCAUUUUUUUGGUAUUAUUUUUGCUGUAUUGUUUCUGCAAGUCCAUGCACUGUCGCUGAGGGCAUUUUCUCCUUAAUUUUUGAAAAAUAAUGUUAGCAUUACAUUUAAAAACUUAUUUAUUUCAUUGAUUUCAGUUUUAUCUUGAAAUGUCAAACUCAGCUCAUUCAAGAUAUAAUUCCUAACUAAAAUUUAAUUAUAGACACAUUUGAUGGUGAAUUCUGGUAUUGGCAUUUGGUAUUGCUAGGGGCAAAACACAUGGAAAAUUUAUGAAUUCUAUCAUACUUGAAAGAUUUACAAAUUUUCAAUUUCAACUUGUACAUUGUACUAAUUUUGUGAGAAUAUAUUUUUUGAUUUGCAAGAUUUAAGCUUGGAAAGCUUUAAAUCCAGUUGGAUAGUUUACAAAUAUACCACAAAAGUGUGUGAAUAUUGACUGUAAAACAGCUAGCUUUGCAUGUGGAAAGUAAUGGCCUUGCUUCUAGUUCCUCUUGCUAGCUGUUCAUAUGAAAGUACUGUAUUGACCAUUAACAUAUAUCAAAAGAUUUAUUUUCUUUAAACAUAUAAUAGCAUUACAAGCUGAUGACCUAUAUUGUGUCCGUAUCAUCUGCUUGCAAUGCGUAUCGCUCAUUGAUAUUUGAAAAUUGCUUAUCCUUGAUCUAAUGUGUCACCGAAUGUAAACUGCAUCAUUUUUUGUUUGUUCCUAAGUGAUAUUUUGUACAAUAAUGAAGAUAAUCUAAAUUCUGUGACUAAAUAAGAAGUUGCAUUGAUGAAUGCAAGUGAAAGAAAUAUAA